Molecule: messenger RNA, 2034 nt
Organism: Diplodia corticola
Lineage: Eukaryota; Fungi; Ascomycota; Dothideomycetes; Botryosphaeriales; Botryosphaeriaceae
Product: aspartic-type endopeptidase protein
Exons: 3
Coding region: 1-2034 (677 amino acids)
Source: RefSeq, a predicted model, not a curated record
AUGGCCCCGCCCGUCCUCGGCAGCUGUCUGAGCCGUGCCUUUCUCUACCGCGCGCUACCUGUUGGGAUGGUGUGUAUGACUUCUUCGUCCUUCAGCGCAGCAACCCUCGCUUUGCUCACAACCCCAUCAUGGGUCGCAUUGUCGGACGCGGCCGGCGCUCCGUGGCCAAUAGCUUUUAGUCCUGAUGUGACGGUUGGCCCGGAUGGGCCGUGGAACGUCAUCGCAUUCGACAUGGACGACCCCGACCAGUGGCUCCUCCCCUCCCUCUUGCGAACCUCCGUCAUGGUGAACGCCAGCGUCUGCACCUCCCAAUCAUCCGACUGCCAGGACAGCGCUUCCUUCUCGCCCUCGGCCUGGCCCGACGAAGCGGGCGCCUACACGGCCGCCGUCAUGGGCCUCGAGGGCUCGCUGCGCUACGUCUCUGACCGCGUCACCCUCAAGCACGACGGCCGGCCCUCUGAGACGCUCACCCGCAUCGGCACCGCCGUGGCGGACAACGUGUCGGUGACGUAUCCCGGCGGCGCGGCGUACACGCUGGACGUGGGCUACCUGUCGCUGUACGGAGGCGCCCCGACGCUCGACUGGACGGCGGCGGAUGGCGAGACGCCCGUGUCGCAGAGUCUGACGCUGCCGCUCGCCUACACCAAGGGCCUCAUCCCCAGCAUCAGCUACGGCCUGCACCUCGGCUCCGCCGCCCACCGCCUCCCGGGCAGCCUGUACUGGGGCGGCUACGACCAGGCCCGCGUCAUCGGCGAGCCCGUGGCCGCCAGUGACGCUGCCACCGGCGGCUUUUUCGACCUCGUCGACGUCUCGCUGGGCGUGGCGGCCGGCGCGAGCGCGCUGCUCAACGCUUCUUCAACCCCGCUGACCGGCCUCCUCGACACCAGCGGCACCGACGCCGCCUCCUCCUCCUCCUCCUCCCUCGCCGCCCGCGCCGACCCGGGCGUCCCGUACCUCUACCUCCCCGGCGCCACCUGCGCCUCCAUCGCCGCCCAUCUGCCCCUCACCUUCUCCCCGGACUACGGCCUCUACCUCUGGGACACGUCCGCGCCCUCGUACCCGCGCCUCACCACCUCCCCCCACCACCUCUCCUUCACCUUCUCCUCUCCCUCUUCUUCCAACAACACCACCACCACCACCAUCGCCGUCCCCCUCACCCUCCUCAAUCUCACCCUCACCUCCCGCAUCACCUCCUCCGGCCCGACGACCUACUUCCCCUGCCGCCCUUACGCCACCACCGCCGAUUCCACCACCGAUCCCACCGACUCCACCCUUCAACACCAACACCAACACCAACAGCCCCACCAACAGCCCCACCACCACCACCCCCACCCCGCCGCCAUCCUCGGCCGCGCCUUCCUGCAAGCCGCGUUCCUGGCCCAAAACUGGCAGACGGGCACGACGUGGCUGGCGCAGGCGCCGGGGCCCGCGGGGAUGGUGGCGGUGCCAGUGGUGAAGGAGAUGGCGGAUCGGGGGGAUGAUGCGGCGGCGGCGGGGGAUGCGGGGUUGCCGGUGUACUCGCGGAAGGGGGGUGGGGCGACGGGGUCGGGGUGGGUGGGGACGUGGGAGGGGGUGUUGAGGGCGUUGGGUGAGGAUGAGGGGGAGGGGGCGGGGGCGGGGGCGGUGACGACGAGGUCGACGGGGUGGGAGGAGGGGGAGGGGAAUAAGGAGGGGGAUGAGGAGGAGGAGGAGGAGGAGGAGGAGGAGGAAGAGGAGGAAGAGGGACUAUCAGUCGGGGCGAAGGCGGGAGUGGGGGUGGGAGCGGCGGUGGUGGUUGUGGGCGUCGUGGUGGGAGUGGUGUGGUGGAUGAGGAGGGGGAGUGGGAAGAGGGAGGACGAGGAGGAGGAUGAUGGUGGGGCGGCAGCGGCGGAAAUGGGCGUGGGGCGGCGGCGGCGGCGGCGGCGGCGGCAGCCGCUGUGGGUGGGUAGUGAGGAGUUGGAGGAACACGAGUUCGUGGAGAUGGGCGGCGGCGGCGGCGGCGGCGGCCCGCGGAAAGAGGAGGCGAGGCAGCUGGAGAGAGCUAUCGUGGCCUGA